CGUGCGAAGAGGGCAGGGGCCAACGUGCGAGAAGGGUGUUACUGCGUCGGCUCGAACGUCACUGUUGUUGGCUGCAGCGCCUGUGUGAACGGACGCUUGAGGUCGGACGACGCGUUCUAUGCCUCGGAUGCCAUCUAGCCGGCCCAUGGGCCCAGCCGAUCGUGAACCGUCGCAAGCCAGGGUACGGUAGAGACGAAGAGCGCGUGGCAUACUCUAUCCGGAGCCAUGACGCAUAGAGGAGGCUGCGUUGCGAUGAAGCCCCGGAGCUUAUGUGCGUCGGCGCUGGCGCUGGCGCUGCUGCUGCUUUACCUGUGCGCGGUGCGCCAAGUGCGCGGACAGUCCGGCACGCCGACGGGGAAGAAGCGCUCCGAGGAGUACACCUACUUCAACCACGAGGAAAUGACAAACUUCCUCAAGAAGGUCUCCACGAACUAUCCGGACUUCACGCGCCUCUACAGCGCUGGAAAGUCCGUGCAAGGUCGUGACCUGUGGGUUCUGUUGGUAACGAAGGAUCCGCAGGAGGAGACGCUGCUCAAGCCCAACGUGAAGUACGUUGCCAACAUGCACGGCAACGAGGCUGUCGGUCGGCAGCUGAUGGUGUACCUGAUUGCGCACCUUCUGACGCGCUACAACGUGGACCCGUACGUGCGCUACCUGCUGGACAACACGCGCAUCCACAUCAUGCCCAGCAUGAACCCUGAUGGAUACGAGAUCUCCAAGGAGGGAGCCUGUACCGGCACUCUUGGGCGGUACAACGCUCGUGGCGUGGACUUGAACCGCAACUUCCCGGACCAUUUCAAGACUCAGACGCAGCAGCAGCAGCCGGAGACGGAGGCUGUGCGACGCUGGAUUCACCAGAUCCCGUUUGUCCUGUCCGGAAACAUCCAUGGUGGUGCCGUCGUUGCGUCCUACCCAUUCGACAACUCGCCUAAUGCAGUGUUUCACACGUAUAACAAGCCAUCGGUGACACCCGACGACGACGUGUUCCAGCACAUCGCCAGCGUGUACUCGUUUAACCAUGCCAACAUGUACCUGGGUGCCCCUUGCUCCUCGGAUCGCCAAGCGUUCCCCAACGGAACUACCAAUGGCGCAGCCUGGUAUCCCCUUGCAGGUGGCAUGCAGGAUUACAACUACAUCUGGGAAGGCUGUAUGGAAGUGACGUUUGAGAUAUCUUGCUGCAAGUUUCCUCAUCGCCGCGAGUUGCCCCGCUUCUGGGAUGACAACAAGCAGUCGCUGCUUGCCUACUUGGGAGAGGUGCACAAAGGCGUACGAGGCAUUGUUAUGGAUGAGCAUGGUAACCCAGUGGUUAAGGCUUUCCUGCGUGUUUCUAACCGCACUAUCGGCUUCAAGACCACGUCCAGGGGAGAGUACUGGAGGAUCCUCAGGCCUGGUCGUUACACACUUGAGGUUUCUGCCCCCGGUUUCCACACGGCAAAGCAAGACUUCAUCGUGCUCGAGCAGCAGAUCUCCAUCCUGAACGUGACGCUCAAGUCCUUGCACUGAGGAACCCGAGGAACCCGAACAGCUCCAGCCCGAACAGAACACGGCACAAAGCGCAGUGCCGCCACCUACGGUGGCACCCCAAGAGAAUAAGUUAGACGCCAUAAGACAAAUCCUACCAGAGCCACUUUUGCCAGCUCGCUUCUACUUUAACGGCUUCAAAUCGCUACCACUGCCUAAUAACUGACCCAUUCGAAUUUGCACAACCGCUACGCCACUGACCAAGCUGCUCUCUUAUCUUUUCUCUUCGCUGUAUGUCAUCAUGAUUUCAUCUCACGUGCACCAGUCAUAUUCACUGCUCAUUUUUUUUACCAUAAUGUCAUGUUUGUUCCACUGCAAAUGUCAGCAGCCAAUACAGCAUUUGAAGCUAAACACACAUAUAUCACAAUCUCCUUCUGCGUUACGUUUCUUUUUCUGCUACCGUGCAAGAUGUUUUCAUGUGAAUAUAUUUAAGGUUCGUCCACAGUGCAAGUCCCAGGCUUGACAUAGGUGAACCUUACGUGUUAUGUAUUUUAGACAGAACAGUAUUUUUUAUUUGGCGAAGUGGCUAUGACUGCUUCAGGACAAUAGGUUUAUGCUAAAUAUUCAACCAAGCGAAUUUCUUAGCAAAUAAGUGAUCGAACAGGUCAUUUGACAUGCAGCUUCCUGCUCAUUGAUUAAUUAAGAAUCAGUGACAGGAAUUUUUCAGCAAAGGAAACUUCCAGGAAUAAGAAUGCCUCUACAAGCAGUGAUUGGUUAGCCAUAUCGUGAGACUACUUACAGAUACACAGCAAAUCAUAAUUUCAAGAUGCACUUUCACAGUCAUAGGCUCAUCACCACCAACAUAGUCAUUGUCAUCUGUUGUGUGUAAUUAUUUUUAAUUGUGGGCAGUGUGCCUGGACACAAAGCACCUUCUGUUUUUCUUUUGUUUUUUAUCUUCCCAAAUAUUUUCGGAGAGGUUGGCCUUCUCGAAACAUAGCAUUACGAAGCUCCUUACAGGCUCCCUUUUAUCGCUUCUUUCAUGUUACACUCUUUUUUUCUAAACCUGUCAUUUCUGCUUUAAUGCACAUGUGAGUGCGGCAUGUCCAUCAGCAUAUUGUCUUUUCUUAAGCUGUUUUUUCUUGCUAACUCGGUGAUGGGGUACGCAGCACCCUUUUUUUGUCUCUGCUCUACUGUCAUCUCACUAAUAAACUUGAAACACCCACCUCCUCUGUUUCAUUUCUUGUUUUACGCGACAUUCAUCUAUAGACAUCAAGGAAUUUAAGGAGAACGGCAGGAGCACUGAACAAGACUGUCGACAAGCAUUGUUUGAGUAAUCGCACAGUAAGUUGAGACGCAUCCACACAGCUAUGCAUUCAGUCUUAAUGUUCGCUGCUGUGUUGGGCUGCUCAGAGAUAUCGACGCGAGGUGGUGAUGCGCUGUGCCUGCUUUGGUUAUGAUGCCUAUCACUUCACCUCAAUACCUGCAGUUAAGCAGGAAUGAAUGCUGGUUCUUUCCAUCAUAACUCAAGAGGCACUCGGAUAAAAAUUUUUCCGAAGCUCAACGAAUUAUAUUGCAUUUAAUCUAUACGAGUGCCGUAAUCAUCCUCAUGAAACAGCAAGCUGUGAAGCAGCCAAGUCGGCUGUUUGGUACAAAGAAGAUCUAGCAUCCCAAAAGCAAUCCUUUCUAUGCUCCCACAGAAAUUAUUCGCAGCACCCUCCUUUGAAAAUCUCGUACCCGUAAUUCUAAUACACAACACUCAUGUAUACAUGUGAGCCAAAUACAUAGUGAAUGUGAAAAGCGUAAAUGCCAAUCUUGUAAGUGCUCCCGUUGUCCUCGCUUUUAGCAAUGCACACGCUGGCCUAGCACCGAAGCUAUGUAAUUCAUCACUAACAUGCUACCACACUUAACUGGACAUCACCAACAGCCAAUAGCACCAAAUCUUUCUGGUUCGGACAUUCACUGGACAUCUACUGACCACAAAAAGGAGCCCUCUGGUGUCAGAUGGUGAAGGAUUCUGCUCAGAAGAAUGAGUACCGCAUUUCAUGAUCUAUAUUCUCGGAGGAAGAGUUCCUGCAUCCGGACUCGUCGGCGCUAAGCUUCUUCCUGGCUCCAUCGUCACUUCAGCGAGCACCUUCCAUGUGGAACUCCAUAAAGUCCGGUUUCGGAAACCUUUUUGGGAACUUCGGCUGAGUGAACUCACGGGGGUGUACCAAGUCCAUGACGCAACACUCGUGAGCGAGAGAAAGAGAGAGAGAGAGAAAGCCCGUCACUUACGUGACGAGCCGGCGUGGACGAGUGAACGCAAGGACUGUGCGAGAAUCCGCGCUCGCAGCCGACCUUCCUUCAGCUGUGCUCGAGGAGGGCGAGUGUUCCUGGAUGUGAUUUAGACCAACGAAUUAUCCCGCUUCGAAAGCCCGCAGGCUUAUUAUAGCAAAGCACAGUAUCCGCAAUUUCAGCACCGACGUCACGACAUUCGUCUCACUACAGCGUUCGCCAGCGUGUAACCUUAUGUGAGAGACUACGAAACACAGAGUUUGGUACAAAUAUCACUAAUUGGCUGCCCAGUGCUUUAACAGUCCAGCCUCACUGGGAAGGGAGUAAAUGGUCGUCCUGAAUUCAUGGUGUUUGCCGGAUACCAGCUUUCGGUAUUUAUUUCUCGUGAACUGGUCAUUGUAUUUUAUGUGCACCAGACUCUCUUUGCACAAAGGUCUUCGUUUGGCUGGCGUCUGCGAGCACUUUAGUCGUUAAUCUUAGAAAGUAACAUAUAUGAAGGAGUUAUCACCGAAGGAGUUAUCACUCGCACUAUGCGCUUCGUUCAAGCCGGUGGUUUUAAUAAUGACAAUAUACCUUGUUUGUAUGACAAUCUACCUUGUUUGUAUAUCUUGUUUUGUCAUCUUCUUUUUGAACAUUCGCAGUUGUUGCUAUAAACAGUCAACUCGCUGCUUUCGAGAACGAAAUUUAUCAGCAUGGAACAAAUUUACGAACAGAACGUUUCUUGAAAACGCUACUCUAAGAGGUCCCCAAUUCAUUUGAAGCAAGUAUAUAAAAAAAGUCACGCACGCAUUGAACAUGCUCCGAGGAAGCUCCUGUAGACUGAAGCAUCAAAUUUCUUUCGGAUGAUCGUUGUAUGAAACUCUAUAUAACAUUAAUUGAAUUUACGCAGUGUUCGGGUCUCAGUACGACUCGCACCUGCGCAACAGUUGUACUUAGGUUCUUGUUAUCUCGCCCAGUGGGAAUGGUUGCGAACCCUCUAAGAGCUGGAUUUGUGUGCACCGACGAGGUCGCAUUUUCGCGACAGAAUUGUUUGUUCGCGCGAGUUCCUGCUGAGAAAACUUAGAGUCGGACUUGACGAGUGAGUCGCACAGUGUUAUGUUUUGUGCCGUUAGAACACAGUCAGUGGUUUUAUUUUUGCACAGUAUCUAUCUUUUUUUUUUUUUUGGUUUGCUUUAAGGUCGCACAAACCGCAAAGUGUGUGUCAGUGUUCUGAUCAUGAAUAGUGAGUCACCUUGUUACAAUAAAGAGAGACGACUCUCACCAA
Rhipicephalus microplus (southern cattle tick) is the source of this 4999-nucleotide messenger RNA. RefSeq names its product carboxypeptidase D. NCBI's taxonomy places the organism in Eukaryota, Metazoa, Arthropoda, Arachnida, Ixodida, Ixodidae. Gene Ontology annotation, molecular function: zinc ion binding; metallocarboxypeptidase activity. The record is from RefSeq and is a predicted model, not a curated record. Gene Ontology annotation, biological process: peptide metabolic process; protein processing.